Messenger RNA from Cryptomeria japonica (Japanese cedar), 2050 nucleotides. RefSeq names its product E3 ubiquitin-protein ligase XB3. The record is from RefSeq and is a predicted model, not a curated record. The transcript is spliced from 8 exons. Lineage: Eukaryota; Viridiplantae; Streptophyta; Pinopsida; Cupressales; Cupressaceae. Bases 291 to 1634 code for a protein of 447 amino acids. Gene Ontology annotation, molecular function: protein binding.
UAUGACUCGACUUAAAAAUAAAAUAAUUAUUCUGUUCAGACAGCCCCAAAAAUUUAAUUAGUUUACCUUGCAAGCAUGGUAAAAAAAUCCCAUGACGUUGCCUAUAAUUCUCCGCAUCUAUCCCUUCACUGGAUCUACCUCUUGCUGCUGCAGCAAAGGCCUUCAUGGUUUUUGUAGCAGCACUUGGGAAAGUCCCAGUGAGAAAGAGGGCAAGCCUAUGUAAAACGGAUUUUGUUUGGGCGGGUUUAGGGAUUUGAUUCAAAAAUCAGAAGGAAAUUAAUACCCAGAUAAUGGGUCAGAAUCUGAGUUGUAGGGUAGCCAGUGAACAAGCCCUCGAUGUCGCAGUACAGGAGGGGGAUUUGGCUAUAGUUGAGGCUCUGCUUGACAAGGAACCCGCUUUAAUCAAACAUUCUACAGUUUUCCAAAAACUGUCUCCCUUGCAUAUAGCUGCUGCCAAUGGCCAGAUCACAAUUUUGUCAAUGCUGCUGGACAGGGGCAUGCACACUGAUGUGUUGAAUAGAAAUAAACAGACUCCUCUGAUGAUGGCUGCAAUGUUCGGGAGAGUUUCCUGCAUUGAGAGACUCCUGCAAGCUGGUGCGAAUGUUUUGUUGUUUGAUUCAUUGCAUGGGAGGACUGGCCUGCAUUAUGCUGCAAAUUAUGGGCACACUGACUGCUUGGAAGCUAUUCUUUCGGCUGGACAGUUAGCCCCUGUAUCAGAUUCGUGGGGAUUUGCUCGGUUUGUAAAUGUUAGAGAUGGGAGCGGAGCCACUCCACUGCAUCUUGCCGCCAAGAUGGGACAUCCAGAUGCUGUUCAUUUGCUGCUAGGAAAUGGGGCUUUAGUUUGUGCAUCUACUGGAGCUAAUGGACGGCCUGGGAGCACCCCUCUGCACUUUGCUGCUAGAGGAGGCAACUUGGAUUGUAUUCGGGAAUUGCUAGCUUGGGGUGCAGACCGAAUUCAACGAGAUUCGUCAGGGCGCAUACCUUAUGCAGUAGCCCUAAAGUUUAAGCAUAGAACAUGUGCAGCAUUGCUGAAUCCUGGUGCAGCGGAGCCAUUAGUUUGGCCUUCUCCAUGGAAAUUUAUAAGUGAACUCGAUCCUGAGGCGAAACACUUACUGGAAAAGGCCUUGAUGGAGGCAAAUCGAGCAAGAGAGAAAAACAUAUUGUUUGGAUCUGCCUCUUCAGCAUCUUCUUCUACUGAUCAAGAAGACAACAUCGAUGAUUGUCUUUCUGAUGAGAGUGAGAGUGGAGUUUGCUGCAUUUGCUUUGAUCAAUUAUGCACCAUUGAAGUUCAGGACUGUGGCCAUCGAAUGUGUGCUCUCUGCACAUUGACAUUGUGCUGUCACAAUAAACCAAAUCCUACUGUAGCAUCUUCUUCUCCUCCUGUCUGCCCUUUCUGUCGCAGUAGUAUAGUACAACUGGUGGUUGUCCCUGCAAAAGAGGCCAGUGUGGAAACAGAAUCUUCAAAAGUGCACAAACCAAGACAGUCAAAAUGUCUCAGUGAAGGAAGUAGUAGUUUCAAAGGACUGUCAGCAAAAGGAUCUUUUGGAAAAUUAAAUGGAAAGGGAUCCGGAAAAUAUGCUGAUUGCAGUGAUUGGAUGGAUAAAGCCUUGGUGCCCGACUUUUGUGAAAGCUGAAAUUUGUGCCUAUGCUACAUUACUAGUGCAGUCGUGCAUCUCCAGGAUGUUUGAGGCCUUUGAUUGUAAACGAAAUGAGAACCUGAUGCAUGAAUCAAAUAAGUUCUUUUGUAUGACUCGAGAGCAACUUGAUGAGUGAAACAAAUGCUCACUAUCUAGACUGAGAUAUACGUCUUUGCCAUGUAGACAAAUUGAAGGUAAGACUAAGUUGUAUACAAGCAGAAGUGCAAUGAAAAGAUUCACGGGCUUUCAGAGAUUGGUUUCUUUAGUUUGAAAAUGGUUUCCAUAUAUCCUGAUUUGUAUUUGAGACGUACCCUUUUAUUUCUGUAGUUAGCGAAGCUAUAGACACAGAAAUGUUGUACUAGAGGUAGAAUCGUUACUUACAACUAUUAAAUGGAAGAAUGUUUUUACUGGGA